CCACAGCCGUUCCACUAGUUAUAAAAACCGAGUAUUUUCGCCGCACCGCCUCAAUCUCCGCCUCUCUCUCUCUCUCUCUCUCUCUCCUCUCAAGCUCUGAAUUCACCCUUCAAUGGCUGCCUCUUCUCUGUUUCUUGGUUUAAUUUUCUGGUUUUCAUUCUCUUUUGCCGAAAGACCUGAAACCCCAAUUACAGUAACCCUUCCCUUAAUCAAAGAUCGCGCUACGCUCCAAUACGUGGUCCACUUACAUCAUGCCGGACUCGUGGUUGAUCUUGGCGGUCGAUUCCCCUGGCUCGACUGUUCAUCUAUCCACGCGUCAUCAUCUCAACGCCUAAUCACAUCAGGGUCACUCAGCUGCUCAAUGACCAACCCUAAUUCAUGUCUCCAUGGACGUUCUACUUUCUCCAAUUCCAAAUUCCAUCCUUGUUUUCUCAAAACUGUGAAUUCCAUCACUGGGUUAGCUUCCUGCGCCCCUCUAGCUGAAGAUAUCCUCACCGUCAAUCCACUUGAUUCAUCCGAUUCAGUUAUAGUCGUUGAUCAUUUCAUGUUCUCCUGUGCUCCCCCUUUGUUGUUGAAGGGAUUAGCCGGUGGUACUAAAGGAAUCUUGGGUCUUGGUGUGGAUAAACUUUCUCUGCCGUCGCAAUUCGCCGUAGCUCUCGGCGUUCAUCGGAGAUUCGCCAUCUGUCUGUCAUCAACCCAGGGCUACCUUGUCUUCUCCGGCGACCACAUUCCCAGCAGUUCGAUUAUUGGGUCACAAUUGUGGAAUUCUCUAACGUACACCCCGUUAAUCUCGAGUACGGAUGGUUACUACAUAAACGUGAAGUCAAUCAAGAUAAACGGAAAGACUGUAUCUUUGAACACGUCCCUGCUUUCUUUAGACAAAAAUGGAACAGGGGGGACGAAAUUAAGCACGGUUGCUCCUUACACCACAAUGGAAACCUCAAUUUACAAUGCGUUUGUUAAGGAAUUCGUGGAAACGUCGAAUUCCAUGAAGAUGAAGAGGGUUGCAGCAGUGGCGCCAUUUGGGGUCUGUUUUGAGUCAGAAGGGCGGCAUGGACAAGUUCCUACUGUGGAUCUCGUGUUACAAAGUGAGAUGGUGAAAUGGAGGAUUGGUGGGAGGAAUUCUAUGGUGGAGGUGGGCGACGGUGUGAUGUGCUUAGGGUUCUUGGACGGUGGAAACUGGUUGAUUAAUAGUAAGACGAAAGAACCUUCAAUAGUGAUCGGAGGGCAUCAGUUAGAGGACAAUUUGCUGGAUUUUGAUAUGGGGAAUUCUAUGCUUGGUUUUACUUCAUCUUUGUUAAGCAAAGGAACCAGUUGUUCAUAUUCGCCAUUACUUCCCCUUUGAUCACCAACCAUUCCACAAUUUUGCUGUUUUUCUCAUGUAAUUUUUACUAAUUUACCACUUGUAUAAUAUAUAUCUAAUCUUGAGUUUUUUGUUCUUUCUAAUAACAAGAAUGUUAUCAAUAAUGUAUAACCUUUUUCAGUGCUUUUUAUAAAUAUUAAAUGAAUUGGUUAUAAAGAAGAGCAUAUUCGAUCUAAAGCAACAACGUGAUUCACACAUAUAUGAUUUUGACUAGAAAGUACAACCAAGAUAAGGUUGUUGAUGACUCAUCGUACAAUGUUUUGUUUGGUUU
This is a messenger RNA of Impatiens glandulifera, 1634 nucleotides long. RefSeq names its product probable aspartic proteinase GIP2. The transcript has a single exon. Lineage: Eukaryota; Viridiplantae; Streptophyta; Magnoliopsida; Ericales; Balsaminaceae. The record is from RefSeq and is a predicted model, not a curated record. Gene Ontology annotation, biological process: proteolysis. The coding region runs from base 113 to 1345 and encodes 410 amino acids. Gene Ontology annotation, molecular function: aspartic-type endopeptidase activity.